UCUACAGUGACACCGUGAAAGGGAGGGGGAGGACGAGAGCUGAGCAGUGAGCAAUAGUUCACUGGAUGUGGGAUACAGAGUGGGAUCUGCAGCAGAACAAGAUCAGAUAGCAGAUAUACCAAGAAAGUGUAAGACUCUCGACUGGCCAUGAAUCUAAAAUAAGCUGUGAGGAAUUGAUUUUUUGAUUGGAUUGGACCCUACAGACCAUGUGAGCUCUACAGACAUUUAAUUUGACUGUGAUCAAGUCGUUGUGCUAUUUCGGGGUACAAAAUUAUGACUUCUGUGAUCCACUAAAGUCAUUUUCUAAUUUCUUGUCUGUUUCUGAUCAACUGGAUAUCAAUCGAGCAGUAACUUUGGAGGACUUGACAGUGGGAGUGACUGUAAUGCUCUCCUCAUUGAGUGGAGAAGGAGAAGCGUUAAAACUUGGAGGCAUAGACAUGAUGGUACUCUGUGGCCAUUUACUUUUCUGCCUCAGGAGGAUAGAGUGGUUCUACCCGUAACAGAAGCGAAGAGUUGAAGAAACAUGCAGCAGUUUGGCUAAAAGACUGGGAGAUCUGGAAGAAAAGGAAAGCUGGAAAUUAACAUUUAUUGGGAACACUUGCAGACAAGGAAACUACUUUUGUGUCUCACCUUUCAAUUCCAGUUGACACUGAAUCAGUUUUGGACGGAGCUGUGCACUUCCUGUGAGCCUGGGUAGUUUUGUGGGCUGGGCUAAAGCCACGUGGCUGUGCCCCACUGAGGCAUGAGUGUCGGAAGGGCCCACCACCACAGCUUCGUGUCCUGUGAAGAAGAAGGCCUGAGACUAAGUACCAUGCCUGCAGUCGGCAGCUUCGGCAAUGGCAAGAUUCAUACAAGACGCAAAUACCACAGCCGGUUUGUCAGCAAAGCUGGCCAAUGCAACAUCCAUUUCUCAAACAUGGAUGAGAAGUCACAGCGGUACAUGUCUGACAUGUUCACAACUUGUGUGGACAUCCGCUGGCGAUACAUGUUCCUGCUAUUCAGCCUGGUGUUUGUGGUGUCCUGGCUAACAUUCGGCCUGGCAUUCUGGGUCAUCGGUCUCCUACACGGUGACAUGGACCAUCCCGGAGAGGACGACAGUUUUGUUCCUUGUGUGACACAGGUCAACACCUUUGUGGCAGCUUUCUUGUUCUCUAUUGAGACCCAGACAACCAUUGGGUAUGGCGCUCGCUGUGUAACAGAGGAAUGCCCGGCUGCUGUCUUCAUGGUGGUCUUUCAGUCCAUCAUGGGCUGCAUCAUUGAUGCCUUCAUGAUCGGUGCCAUCAUGGCCAAGAUGGCACGGCCCAAAAAGCGUGCAGAGACUCUACUAUUCAGCCACAAUGCAGUCAUUGCUCUGCGUGAUGGGAAGCUGUGCCUCAUGUUCAGGGUUGCCAAUCUAAGGAAGAGCCACAUUGUGGAAGCUCAUGUGCGAGCCCAGCUUGUCAAGCCCCGUUAUACAGAGGAAGGCGAAUAUAUCCCCCUGGAUCAGAUUGACAUGGAUGUAGGCUAUGACAAAGGUACAGACCGCCUGUUUCUGGUUGCACCCCUCACUGUCAUACAUGAGAUUGAUGAAGAAAGUCCACUGUUUGGCAUCAGUAAGCAAGAUCUGGAAACAUCUGACUUUGAGAUAGUAAUCAUACUUGAAGGGUUGGUGGAGGCCACAGCUAUGACGACGCAAGCGCGAAGCUCUUACCUGCCAUCAGAGAUCCUGUGGGGUCACCGCUUUGAGCCUGUCAUCUUUGAAGAGAAGAGCCAGUACAGGAUAGAUUAUGCCUACUUCCACAAAACAUUCGAAGUACCAUCCACUCCCAGAUGCAGUGCAAAGGACAUGGAGGAGAGAAAAUUCCCAACAUCUGGCGCCAACUCCUUCUGCUAUGAGAACGAGCUGGCCUUCAUCAGCAGGGAUGAGGAGGAGGAGGGAGAUGAGCAGAAAGACACAAAGUGUUCAUCAGAGCUAGUGAAUGAGCAGGCCACUCCUGGACGUGAUCAAAUUUCCUCCCGUAGAGAAUCAGAGAUGUAACUUUUAGCUGUUGCUUGUUUUGUUUGUUUCUGGCGUCAUGAAGAGCCCUAUGACUGUCAUUCUACUGACAUGAGGAUACCACUAAAGACAUUUUCGCUGCAGGUGGAGAAACAGACAUUUCUAAUCUCUGUCAUACAAGCAUAGAUGAAGCUCAUCACUUUUCUCACUGGAUUAACUUUUUGCUUCCUUGAGAUGGUUAUUGAGCUUUAUCAAAUGCAAACAAAACUGUCAUGUUUCAAUUUGCAGAUGAUCCUAGUAAUGAAGUGCAUGACAAUAGCAUAGUUUUGUAUGAAAAUUUGAGAAAUGUUUCAUAGUUUUGGUGAGACUAUCUGUAAGUGCUGUUCACAGUCCUUAAAUAUAUGACUUACAACUGAGUGUGGAGUGAAAUUGACACUUUGCAGGUGAAACCUGGAGGACUUAUUUGGUAAAAACAGCAGAGUAGAUCAACAGUGGAUUUUUAUCUUAAUGCUAGAACUUAACAAUAAGACUCUAAAUAUUCUACAUAAUACAAUGAUGAGUUGGUUAGUUGGCAUACAACUGAUAUACAUACAUAGUAUGGACUGCAUGCAACUACGGGAGACACAUGACAAGGUAGAGUUAUAAACAUUUCCAUCACAAAAAGGGAAAACACACUUGAUGGUGCAUCAUAUAUGCAUACUAACAGGGAAAACUAUUCAUCUCUGUCUUAACAUUGUGGGAAACACUUGACCUGAGUAGAUGUUAAGUAUUUUUAGUAGUUUUCCACCAUUUGAAGUUUAACUGUUGCCCUUUUAGUUACAUCAUCUCGUUGUGCCGUUGGUUUUAACAGCACCUGACUGGAGAAUUAGCCCCACUAACUGUUUAUCUCGAAGCCCUUAUAUUCCACAAUUAGAUCAGAUUAAUGGCACUUUUGUGUUUCUGUGGACAGAAUGCAUUUAUUUGUUAACAAUGCCUUUAUUGUAUUGUAUUUAUCAAAGGCAGACUAAUGUAGAAAGAUAGAGCUGGCAGCAGCAGCAACGCUCAGGUGCGUGAGCCGCAAGGUAGCCUCACACACUGCUCAUCCAGGCACUGUGGCCUGGGCGUUAGCAUAAAGCUAACAGGUCCCAGGUAAAAAGUAAGUGUCCUCAAGGAAUUGGUUUUGCUUUGUUUUGCUUUGUUGUUUUUAGUUUAAUGUUGCCUUUUGGGGAUAAACGUGAUGGGUACACUGGGUAACGUAACUGUAACCCACACAAAAUGAUGUAGUUUGAAAUGCUGCUGCUCUUGGAGGUAACACUGGGUCAAGUUACUACUGCAGGUAAACUAGUAAGAUGUUGUCGGACAUGUUAACGCUUGAGGCUUUCUUUAGAUCAGACAAACACACUGGUUAAUCUAUUCCUUAUACACUUGCUCUUGUAUUUUUGGGAGAAGGUAAAAAAAACCCCACCAUCCUCCACGUUCUUUAAAUGCAAUAUUUGUUCUAAAUGGAAAUACAAUACAGCUGUACACUACCUCUGUAUUUAACAUAUGACACCUUUUCUCUUUAUAAAUGUGCUGCUGAAGGUCAAACAACCAUAAUCAUGACCCGUGUGUAUUUAAAAAUAACAAAAUUAGAAAUAACCAAAGACAAAUAACAAACACCUCAAAGUUCAGCCCUGUCUGUAACCUCAGGACAUAAAAACACAGUCUGAGUAGGAUAAUCUAACUGUAACUCCGCACAUAUUGGUUAUCAAAGACUUGACACAAUUUUGGAGGGCCCCCACAGGCAAUAAAGGAGUCUAAUUAAAGUCAUCUGAAAUGAAACCCUGUCACAUGCAUGGCCCAUGGGAGACAGAGUGGAGUAAUACUGCGACACAUCUGUGCUCUAUAUUAAGUUAAAACGUCAAUCCAAAAAAACAAAUAUUGACCAAAGGGAAGCCCUGGCACUCAACAUGAAAUACAGUACUCAGAAUAUCUCUUCAAGAGCUUGGAUAUUGAUGGGAAGCCAACGUCGAUUCUUGAAGGUUUUAGAUGUUGUAGGGACACGUUUCUUACAUUCACAUGUUCUGUAAUCACUCAUGAAGAAUAUAUAUAGUUGUGACAGUAAAAUCAGGAUGUUCUAACACGUUCUUACUCAUAUUUAGAUUGAGUAUAGACUCAUUGUAAUGUCUUUAUAGAUAUUGUAUCAGAUAAUACAUGACAAAAAAAUUACCUUGAGAUUAUGUCACAAUAAUAAAACUAAUGUCUAUCUGGAGUGUAAACGAAUCAAACCAGACCCUUUGGUAUAUCAUUAAAGUAUAUUAUGUGAAAAACAUUGGCUUAAUUGUAAUCAUAUGUUUCAUACAGACAUUCAGAGCUUUGAGGGAAGAGCGUCCUAGUUUCACUCAGAGCUGCUCGUGUUGUGGUGGAUUACACACACGGAUACAAAUAACAAUAUAAUUCGCUUUGUGAAAUCAACGCUGUCCAAAAAAAGCAUUGAUUGAUAAAAUGUUUACAUUCAUUCGGUUCUACUAUUCAAUCCAUUGAUGUCAAAUAAUAGGUUAUGUUGUUUUUCUGUGUUCUUGGCCUGAGGCAUUAUUAUUUAUCUUCCUUUAUUAUUAAUAGGACAAGUGAUAAAGAUAUUGGGUCAGACUGUGCACCACUGUGUUUCACUUAUCCCAGGUGAGAUGAAUUAGUUUUCCCUCCACAUUUCUCAAACUAAAAGCUCCAUGUGGGUUAACUUAUACACCUGACUGCCAUUUCAGCACAUUUCAACACAUUUGUAUUUAUAUCUUGCUGACUUGUGCUGAAAAUAUCACAAUAGGUUUGCCCUAGAAAACAAACGGUGGUUCCACUGGCAUUUGUGCCAAGAGCAGGGCCAAGGACUUUGACAUGUAGAGUUCGAGGGAAGAACUCUAAUUUGUACAUUUGUCAGGGCCGUUAUUGUAAAUACAUUUAUUUAUUUUUUUGGUUUCAUGAUCUUUCUGGCUUAAUAGACACUAAGUAUUAAUACAUUAUUUUAAAAAGUCAGUGUUAAUAUCACAGGUUUCUUGAGCAAAGCAAGAAACCGGAAAUACUCUCUUUGCUUGAUGGACUGAAAUAAUGUCUACUGACCUCUUCUUGUCUUCCACUAAAUGCAUCUGAAGCAAUCUUGACUCUGAGUUGCACCUUGUUUUCUCUUCACAGGGGUUUAGUUUGUUGUGUGAGACAAACAAUUUAUAAAUUGACAGACAAAUAAUAAUAAAAAAAAAUUCCUGUUGAUUACCACAAUAAAAUAUAUCUCACAAAGCCA
Molecule: messenger RNA, 5222 nt
Organism: Dicentrarchus labrax (European seabass)
Lineage: Eukaryota; Metazoa; Chordata; Actinopteri; Moronidae
Gene: kcnj12b
Product: potassium inwardly rectifying channel subfamily J member 12b
Exons: 2
Coding region: 743-2017 (424 amino acids)
Biological process (GO): potassium ion import across plasma membrane; regulation of monoatomic ion transmembrane transport
Cellular component (GO): plasma membrane
Molecular function (GO): inward rectifier potassium channel activity
Source: RefSeq, a predicted model, not a curated record